AUGUCAUACACGGUAAUUACAGGCGCCAAUGGUUUUAUUGCGCAACAUAUCAUCAAGAUUCUCUUGAGUAAUGGUCAUAAGGUCAUAGGAACGGUUAGAACUCAAGAAAAGGCUGACACCAUAGCUAAGUUGUUCGACAAUGAGAACUUGAUUUUAGAAAUCGUUCCGGAUUUAAACGCUGUUGAGGCAUUCGAUCCAUUGUUUAAAAAGUACAACACUCAAAUAAAAUACGUUUUGCACACCGCAUCCCCAGUUGACUUGGCUGUCACUGAUGUACAAAAUGGUAUUAUUGACCCAGCUAUCAAUGGUACUUUGUCUGUUUUUAAAGCUAUCAAAAAGUACGCAGCUGAUUCUGUUGAAAGUGUCGUAUACACCUCUUCUUCGGUCGCAGGAGCCAAUUUGAAAACUAUUUUCGAUGGAACAGCUAUAAUAAACGAAGAGUCUUGGAAUCCAGAUGGGAGAGAGGAUGCUGUUGACAGUCUUUCUGCCUACUCAGUUUCCAAGAAAUUGGCUGAGCAAGCUAUUUGGAAGUUUAAGGAAGAUAACAAAGACGCUAUCAAAUUCAGAUUGUCCACUAUCAAUCCAUUUUUUGUUACUGGUCCACAAGCUUUCGAUGAAACUGCUAAGGGUAAAUUAAAUGAAACGGCUUCUUAUUUCGAGCACAUUCUUGCAUCCAAACCAGGUGGCGAUCUCGCUCCAUUUUUUGGAGUUCCUGCCCUUGAUGUAAGAGAUCUAGCUAGGGCCCAUUAUCUAGCCUUGACGGAAUCACGAUUUGAUGGUCAAAGAAUAUUCCUUGAUGGUGAUGUUUACUCUACGCAACAAUGGUACGAUGUCAUCCAUGAAAAAUUUCCAGAAUUGAAUGGUAAGAUUGCAAAGGGUCAACCAGGCACUGACAAGUUCAAAGAGGGGUCAAUUGCCAAGAUAGAUUUCUCAAAGUCAAAGAAAUUAUUGGGGUUUGAUCAAAUACCAUUGAAGCAAACUAUCACUGAUGGAAUUGGGCAACUUUUGAGAGUCAGGGGCAUUCCUCAGAAUUAG
Messenger RNA from Kluyveromyces marxianus DMKU3-1042, 1035 nucleotides. RefSeq lists its product as uncharacterized. Bases 1 to 1035 code for a protein of 344 amino acids. Gene Ontology annotation, molecular function: oxidoreductase activity, acting on the CH-OH group of donors, NAD or NADP as acceptor. Lineage: Eukaryota; Fungi; Ascomycota; Saccharomycetes; Saccharomycetales; Saccharomycetaceae. The record is from RefSeq and is a predicted model, not a curated record. The transcript has a single exon.